GUUACACAUUACGCAUUUCCGCCCAGCCCUUCAUCCGAGCUGUGAUGGCGUUGUGAGAUAUUACAUUAUGAUAUUUAUAAGGAAGCAAGGCUAUUGAAAUUAGACGUGAAAUAUACAUUUUACUCCAUGAAAUGGCGAGCUACAAAACGCUGUUUCAAGAGAAGAAAAACCAGAACUGGCUAAAGGCGUCAGUUGCUGUGGACAUAACCAGAAAGGGGCUUAUACCUUUUGUUACAACAGUUGUUACAGUUCUGCACCAAGCUAUUCGUGCAAACGUUGAACAAACCAACUGUUUACCGCCUGGUGCAACAUGCAACUCCUGUUCAACGCCAAACGUCUUACCAUGUAGAACAAGAGGUGUUUGUGGGGUGUUAAAAAAUCUACCAUGCAGGUUUCAUCAACAUGCACAUUUUAGAAAUUGCUCUGCAAAGAUUUGUAAUGAGUUUAUGCUGGGUAUCGAAGGCCAUCACAGAUUCAAGGGUCCGUCUUGGAAAAACACCAAUGCAAAUGAUUGGUGCUCAAACCCAUGGAGAGUUGCAAAGUGCUUUCUUCCACCAGAUGGCUACUUGAAUGUCCAGACAGCAGAUGAUACAGAUAUCAAUGGCAUCAUUAGCCUCAUCAUUAAUUGCACAUUAUUUGACAAUUACUUCACAGACGAUCUUUCUCAGCUACACAAUAUCUGCACGAAGGUCCGAGAUGUUGGGAGGAAACUUCGUCAUUCUCCAAAGAUAAUGGUGUCCGAUGCUGACUUAUCAAACUGUAUAGAUGCGUUAAAGACCCUUCUGCAAGACAGCAAGUCUUUGGCGUCAAACACGUCAGCAAAGGAUGCACUCGCAAACCUUACACUGUUGGAAAAUGACCAGUUAAAUGUAUCAACAGAUGACCUUGCUAAUGUGAUUAGCAAUGCAAUAUCCACGACAAGUGAACUGCUGAAGUCGAAAAAAACAUCUACAAGAUAAAAUGGAUGAGCUUAGAGUUUUAGAGCAGCAUAUUCAAACCUUAGGCGAUGAAGUGGUUCAGAAGAUCGAAAACGCUAGAAAAGAGGACAACCUGGAAAGUUACGGAUCAAAAUCUACAGCUUUAAAACAAAAUCUGCAAAAAUAUUAUUUGGAAACUUGUUCUGCUCUCGACCUUGGACCGAUGUUUGACAUUGAUAGUCCGAACUUGGUUGAAGUAUAUAUGCCUCCUAAACUGAGCAAGUCAACAGUAAUCAAAGGUUCUUCGAGUAUUGGUUUUAAAAGUAAAAUAGAUCGAUCUGAUAUAAAAGAGUUUGACGAAGUGUUUCGAAAUACGGGAGAGCAGGCAAAACACAUCUACAUCACCGCUAAAGCUGGGGUAGGAAAAUCAACCUUCUGCAAAUUCAUUGUGCGCCUAUGGUGCGCGUUUCAAACAAAUAAUACAGAAGAUAUAGAAAGUCUGAAGUCAAGAGGAGCGGGAACGUACUUGAAUAUUUGCAAGGAGCUCAAAAACGUGCAGUAUGUUUUUUAUGCGUGUCUAAUUCAAUCUAGAUCAAGACUGUGUGAAAUGGACGAUAUUGUUUUUCAUCAGGUUAUCAGACGAUUAUCGAAGUCUGAGGAUUAUGAUAUGAAGUUUCUCCAGGAAAUUCUAGAUAAGGAACGAUGUUUGAUGAUAUUUGAUGGGCUUGAUGAAUGGAGUCACCCGGAUGUGGAGAAAUAUCCAUGCUUUGAAGAAGAUACAGAGUCACCACAUGCAAGAAGUAGGGAGAACUGCACCGUUAUGGUUACAUCGAGACAUUGGAAGCUCGGGUUGCAAAAAAUGCAUUCUAAAAAAUCAAAUAUUUGUGUGGAAAUAAUGGAAAUGAAUGACACAAACAUACAGUCACUUGUUAAACAAGCCUUUACUCUUCUAGUGGGCGAUUCGGAGCCUUUGAAAGAAAUCGAAGAGUUCUUUCGAUUUAUUGAACGAAAGGGUUUACAGAAUUUAAUUCACAAUACCCUUGUUGCUUUGCAGUUGCUCUCGUUGUGGUAUGAAGGCCAUUCGCUCGGCAAUACGAAAUGCCAGGUUUAUUGUAAUGUAUUAGAAAUGAUGUUUGCCAACGUCUUGCAAAGAAAUCCACAUAUACAAUAUUAUGUUGCUGAAGAUCAUCAACGGUCUGCUACAAUAAGGUGCUUGCAGACACGACGUCAUUGUUUGAAAUUCCAAGAGUACAUACGAAACCUGGGCAAAAUGGCGUUUUAUUCGUUAUUUGAUGUUGAAACAUUAGAGGCACAAAUAGCUAGUAAUCCUUCUAAAAGUCUUGACAUACACAACACAGAGGAACUUGGACUGCUUACAGGACUCAUUUCGAAAACACAGUUACACUCUUCUUCAGUUGUUCCAAGGUAUGAGUACAGUUUCCUCCACAAAACGUACCAAGAAAUCUUAGCUUGCGUCUACAUUGCAUCAAUUCCUUAUAAAAGCGAGGAGCAUGAACGCUUAGCAGAGACCAUAAAGUCUUCAAGCCAAACAUUAUCGUACGACAUGAUGCUGUUUCUGAUUGGAAUGCAUGGAGCAUGUGCACAAGAUAUGUUUGAAAUUGAGAUUUGCAAACAAAUAUGCUUUGUCAAAGUCCAAUAAUUGAACAUUCAGAUUUAAAACGGUUUCAUGAAAACUGUCUGAGUAUCAUUGACGAAAUGAAAGCAAACAAUAUUGCAGCUGAAACUGCUAUGAAAAUGCGUAGUUUGCUACUAGAUGGAACAUAUAAGUACAGCAGCAAUAUGGUCACUGUAGAUAAUGAUGAGAUAUCGUUUUUGGCAUUGAAAAUGAAUGAUCUCGAAAAUAUAGAUCAGUUUUACAGAGUUCAAGCAAUCUUGAAGGAUUGUGAAACGAAAUUGAAGUUAAUACGUAUUGAAAAAGAUCGCGGCAUGGAUUACACUAUACCGUGUCCAAUUACACAUGAAAACAUUCACUCGUGGAUUAACUUGCACACACUUGCCCUUAAUAACUUAUCUUUAAAUGGAAAUCUAGAUCUUACGGGUUGCAGCAGUUUGUCAGCUCUAGAGUUUUCACAAGCACUUAAAAGGGGUCCAGUCAGAUUGAUUAUAUCACCAAAACGGUUAAAAAUGUGUUACGUUAACAUGAAGCAACUUAUUAAAAGUUCCGUUGUCAGCAUCAAGUGCACGUGCCCGUUCAAUUCCGAAUUACUCGAUGAGCUUGUUCUUUUUAAUGUCAAUCUUGAGGACAAUUUACGCCUUUUAGACUUUAAACAGUUGCAGAUCUUGUGUUUAGUAAACGUGAAAACAAAAGCUACAUGCAUCGAAUACAGCCAAAUAAAAAGGUGUAUGCUUGGCGGCUUUAUUAAUCCAGCGUAUAUGAAGGGUGCACUGCAAUCGCUACAGUAUUCAAAAUAUUUAAUCUCGUUUGCAAUAUGGGGUCUUAACGAUAUAUUAAUUGCACGCCUUAACAAAACGCUGUUAACGUUAGAGAACAUUAAAGAUAUUGCUUUCUUUUUUUCUGAUUGCCCACUUAUUGAUAUACACAUACCAAUGAGUGUCAGGAAUUUAAUAUUCUAUGAUAUAAUUAUAUCAGCAGAAUGUUUGAUAAAAUUGAUAAACAACUAUAAGACCACACAUGGAGGAGUACGUUUUGAUUUAGAUGACUGUUACGUUCCUCCUAGUGACAACGUUACGAUUGAAACUAUUGUUGGGGAAAUAAAACAAUGCAAUCAUUGUAUUUUAGAUAAUGAGUCGAUAUUGCGCGAAGACGAGAUGAAGGAGCAUGAUUGUUUUGAUUUCAAAAUAAACGUGGCAAAACUGGAUUUUAAAAUCACGAGUGACAGAUAAAUGAUAUUGAAUUUUAGUACAAUGAAUCAGUAGCUUUACACACUACAAACAAAGGAAAGUUAUCAUCGCGGUAAUGUAGAGCUAAUGAAUUUACUAACAUGUUGAUAUAUAUAUACACACACAAGACCAUACUCUCACGCAACAUUGUGCAAACGAAAGUAACUUAGCAUAAGUAAGUAUAUUAUGCAAAAUUUAUAUGAAACAAUUAAGGUUUAAAUUAAGUUUUACUUUGAAUAAUGUCACAAAUAGUUUGCAAAUAUUGUUUUUUUUUUUACCAUAAAUAUACAUUUGUUUAGCCAUAGAUAUACAUUUUAAUAUAUAUGCUACAGGUUGCAUGCGAUGUCUUUCUGGACCUUACUGAUGUGCUACUAAAAUCGCACACUCAAAGUAUAAUUCGCUCAAUCUAUCGAACGCCUAAAUGGUACGCUCAAGUAGUGCACACUUGGAUGUUAUACGCGAUAUAAACAAAUGUAAUGAAGUAAACUGUUUGCAUUCUUCUGCUUCAUUGCACCAUAACUUACAGACACUUCUCGUAUGUAUAAUUGUAAAUGUUACAAUGUUUUCGAAGUCAUACAUAAAUAAAGUGAUACUGAAUA
Mya arenaria is the source of this 4378-nucleotide messenger RNA. RefSeq lists its product as uncharacterized. Lineage: Eukaryota; Metazoa; Mollusca; Bivalvia; Myida; Myidae. The transcript has 5 exons. The record is from RefSeq and is a predicted model, not a curated record. The coding region runs from base 961 to 2577 and encodes 538 amino acids.